Molecule: messenger RNA, 5451 nt
Organism: Prorocentrum cordatum
Lineage: Eukaryota; Dinophyceae; Prorocentrales; Prorocentraceae
Source: the annotation of a GenBank genome assembly
GUGGCGGAGCGGAGCACGAUCUGCCACGACGCCGGCUGGCUCUGUGUGGCGGCGCUGGUGCUGGGGCUCGUACUCGGCAGCCUCCUGACGCUGAUCCCGGGAUGCCGGGUGAUGGUCCGCUACGCCGAGGACGACCUCUGGCACGAGCGGAUCCUUCUGUACCCGGCCGCCUCGGACGUUGAGAGCGGGGCGUGCUUGGUCGUCCUGACCCCGGACGGCGACAUGUACAUCGAGGAGCUAGAGGGCGGCUCGCCGGACGACAGCCCCGUGGAGUGGCAGCUCGUGGCGCGAGACCUGCGGCUGCCGCCAGGACUAGGCCGGUCCUACCGCUUUGGGGAGGACCAGCCCGGCGAGCUGCGGGGCCUGUAUCGCCGGGCGUACGCAGCCUCGACGGCCGACGCUCGGAGUCGCGGGCUGCAGCUGGCGGUGCCCCAGGUGAUCCGCUCCCAGGAGGGUCGCGACGUCUCGGUGGAGGACGAGCUCGGUCGCAACUUCUUCGGCGGGCGGCGGGUGACUGGCAAGCAGGGAAUGCCUGUCGCUGGUGACGCGCUGGCGGCCGGGACGGGCGGGCCUGGCGACCAGGUGGCGGACGGCGGCGACGCCGUGGCCGUCCCCACGGUGCCCAACUCGGUGGGCGGCACCGUGACGCCUCCUCCGCCUGGGCACUUCUGGCGCGCCGCCGAGCCUGACAGCUCGCGGCCGAUCGAGGUCGGCGAUUGGGUCGGAACUCCGAGUCUGGCCUUGCACGAUCGCGGGCUGUUCGAGGUGGCGCCUGGACGAGCCAUCGUGGUGCACCUCGCUGCCCUGGACAAGGACGCCUUCGCGGCCUCCCUCAGGCCCGCUGUCUCCGUCGGCGACGCCCCCGGCGGCGGCGCGGCCGCGACGGGCGACGUCGACGUCGGGUGCCUCGACUUCCUUCGGGGGCGCCACGCCCCGACGGACCACCACCUGACGUUCAAGACGACGGCCCGCCUCCAGAUGGAGCAAUGGGGUGUCCAUGAGCAUGAGCAGCUCAUGAAGUACCUUGAGCUGACCAGCACCUACGACCAGCUCGACCUCAGCAACUGCGCCUUCGCGGAGGCGAUCCUCCGCCGGGCGCAGACCAUCGAGUGGGCUUAUCGUGAUUGGCUUCGAGAGGCGGACUCCGCGAGCUCGAAGGACAAGAUGAGCCCUGAGGAGUUCUCGGCGUUCAGCGGUUUCACCAAGGCGGGUGACCUCCUCAUGGCGGCCCCGCAGUUGCUGGAGCACGUCAAGGCGCAGGUCGAGAAGGACGCCGCCAUCAUGAAGAACAUUUGGAAGGCCAGAGAAGAACGAGAGCUCCGCCGCAAGGGCCCCAAGGCGCCCUCAGAGGGCGCGGUGUGCCGCAGCGCGCGGCGGCGGCUGCUUCGGCGUGACGCCGUCGUGCAGGAGAGCAACCGCGCCAUCGGGGCUUUGAACGACCUGGCCGGGAGGCCCCAGGCGCCAGGCGCCCCGGGCCUGGCGGAGCGGCUUCCCCAUCGGCUGGUGCACGAGCGCGUCCGCCGCGCCGCAGUCGAGCUGGGCCCGCCGCCACCCGACAUCACCCCCGCGGGGGCCCUGAGAGCGCUCCGCGGCGCCAGCGUGCGCGAAGAUCUCGACUCGCCGGUGGUCAGCUUCGACGAUUCCCUUGUCUCGCUGCCGGAGGCCGGCAACAUCCCUGCGCCGCUCGGGCAGCUGCUCCAGGACGUGGGCGAUUUCGAUGUCGAGGCCUCAAUGCACGAGCAGCUUCUCCGAACUGAGGAGGCAGAAUCUAAUCUUCUGGCAGCCCCGAGGCAGCCAUGCAUGGACACGAUUUUGAGGGGAGAUCCGCGGGUUUACUCCCGCUCGGUCAAGCGGCUCGCCGACGCUGGGACGGUGACCUACACGGACACACCCCGCGAGAGGUGCGGCCUUUUCUUCGUCCGCAAGAAGUCUGGCAAUCAGCGCAUGGUGGUCGACUGCCGUCGGGCCAACUGUUGGUUCCAGCGGCCAGCCUCUGUUGCUCUUGCCACCGGUUCGUCUCUUGGCGAGCUGGCCGUGCCUGAGGGCAAGGAGCUCUACGUCGGGCACGUGGACAUCUGCGACGCUUUUUACCACUUCGGCCUGCCCGAGGAUUUUCGGGACUACUUCGCCCUGCCGUCUGUGAAGGCCGGGGGCGUGGGGGUGGUGAGGCUUCGAGAGCGGCCGCUGCAGCCUGGGAGCCGUGUCUGGCGGGUGCUGGCCGUGCCCCCGAUGGGUUGGUCGCGCGCUUUGUACUGGUGCCAGACCAUCCACCGUUCCAUUGUCAGCUCGAUUCCCGAGCUGAGUGAUGUGCCUUUCAUCGCAAACAAGAGCGUAGUGCCGGGGCUGCAGCCGCUGGCCAUGACUAUAUACGUUGACAACUUUUUGGCCUUGGGCACCGACCCCGAGGCGGCGCGGCGCGCCGUCACCUUAGUCAACGCGGCUUUGACACAGAAGGGUCUCGCCACUCACGAGGUUUGCAUGUGCGAUCACAAUGCCGACAUUCUUGGCUGGGAGAUCUGGGGAAAAGAGUGCGAUAUUCGACCCGAGAGAUCAAGGCUGUGGCGACUCCGGCUGGCUCUCGACUGUCUGGUCAGCCGCAGUAACGUCGACCCGAGAGACGUCGAAAAAGUGUUGGGCCAUUGCACGUUUGUCGCCUUGCUAUGUCGUGAGCAUUUGUCCAUCUUCACGUCCGUGUACUCGUUCGUGCGGAGGCUGCGCCACUGUACCGCUGUACCCCUCUGGGAGUCAGUUCGCUGGGAGCUGAACACGUUCUCGAGCCUUCUGGGGAUGAUCUCGCGAAGUAUGUCGGUUGCCUGGAGUCCGACGGCGCUGCGCAGUGACGCGUCGUUCUGGGGCUUCGGGAUGGUCAGCACGGGCUUCAAAGAGGACCUCGUGGGCUCCGUGGGCGGUUUCUCGGAGAGGUGGCGGUUCCUGGAGGGCAACAAUGUGCAGUCGAGGGCUUGGGCUGGAGUUGGCGAGGGGCCUCUCGAGAGCUCCAAGGACUUCCAGGACAUCGUGGGCUCCGAGGAGGCCUCCGCCUCGCCGCCCGGCGGCUGCCCAGCGAGUGGAGCUUCGCGGACGGUCCGUCGCGAGGCCUCCGGCAUGCUGGAUAUGCCCGAGCAGGAGGCGGAGGCGCUGACGCGGAGGCGACCUCGGACGGAGGCGGUCGAUGCCAGGGAGCUGCCGCGGACGCGGGCUCUGACGAGCCCGCCCGCUGCGACGGCGCCCCGCCUCCGCCGCCGGCUGGGCGGAGUGGGCCCCGCGGGCCUGGAUGGCUUCCUGCCGCCCUCGGACUCGACGAACCUGGCGACCUCGCAGGCCGUGAAGCAGAGGAAGUUGGCUCGGCGGCUUGCGAAGCUCACCCAGGAGGGCUCGCGGGAUAUGCUGAGGAGGGGCACUGUGCGCACUCAGACCGUCAGGACCCGCUACAAGCAGCUCGACGACGAGUUCGACGAGUGGAUGGACGAGCAGGGCCUGCCGCGCCGGCCUCGCUUCUCAGUCGACCAUGGGGAGGUGGGGCCGCUCUCGGCCUCGGACGUCGAGAGGAUCGGCUUGGCGCUCGCCGAGUGGAUGCUGUCGCAGUACCUCGAGGGUGUCGACCACUGGCGAGGGGUGCAGAUGCUGGCGGCGCUGCAGUGGAGCGACCCGCGGCUCGGCCGCGACGGGUCAGCCUCGCUGCCGGCGGCGCGCCAGACGCUGCGCGGCUGGAAGGUGCUGACGCCUCCGCGGGCGAGGCUGCCGCUCCCCGAGGAGUUGGUGGCGGCCAUCGCGUGCGAGCUCGUCCUCAUGGGCAAGUGGGGGGCGGCCGCCUGCGCGGUGCUGUCCAUGGUGUUCUACAUGAGGCCCGGGGAGUGGGGGCGGGUGCUGGUGCGCCACGCCGUCCCGCCGCGUGGGGCGGGCAGCCUGGCCCUGCGGCGCUGGGCGCUGCUGCUCCACCCGCGCGAGGGCGAGGGCGCGAAGGCCAGCAAGACCGCGGAGUUCGACGAGAGCAUGGUCCUCGACCUCGACUGCGACCAGUGGCUGUCGGGGGUGCUCCAUCGCCUGGUGGCCGGCCGCAGCGGGGGCGAGCCGCUCCUCCGCAUCGGCGUCGCGGAGUUCGCGGCGCUGUUCAGGCGGGCGGCGCGGCGGCUCGGGGUCAAGUCCGAGCCCAUGCCGUGCCUGCUCCGCCACACGGGCGCCAGCAGGGACUUCGUGAACCAGCUGCGGCCGCUCCGCGAGGUGAAGAGGAGGGGGCGGUGGGAGACCGACACGUCGGUGCGGCGCUACGAGAAGGGCGGGCGUCUCAGCGAGCAGUUCGCCCGCCUCCCAGGACCGCUCCAAAGGCGCGCCCUGCGGUGCCACAGCGUGCUCCCCGAGGAGAAUGUGACGACUGUGCUGGUCGACGAGGCACCAGCGGGCUCCAACGUCGUGCGCGUGGAGUCGGAGGACCAGCUGACCUUCGGUGACAGGGUACGGAUCACGGGUGGCGGCCUUUCAGAAACCAGGACCAUCCUGGCCUUUGGGUCCGUCGUCCUGUGCUCGCCCCUCGAGCACUCCUACCCGGCUGGGUCUUCUGUGACGAAGACGGGGUCGACGUACGCGCUGGGGUCGGACGUUGGGUCGGCCCCGCAGCCGAAGAAGGGCAUGUGGAGCAGUUGGUUCUGGGAGGACGGCAGCGUCAAGCUCUGGCAGUUGUUGCUCGUGGACACCAUGCCGCUGAAGCUGCACUUUGCGAACGACGGCAGCCUCGUCGCUGACGGCGACGCUCCUCCCUCCAGCGUUGACCAUGAUCAGUCCGACACCGACGAGGACCUCACCCCGCAGACCAUCGGCCUUCCCCCGGGGCUUUCCCUGGACGCGGGCGGGGUGUAUUCUGCCAAGCGCACGCCUCUCCGCAGCAAGGCCGCCGUGUAUACGCCCCUGCGCAGCCACGCCGAGGCCUUCGUCCCCAAGGGCCUCGCGCUCGCGGGGGGCGAGCGCGUGUCUUCGAGAGCGCCCAGUGGCGGCGCCGACCCGAAGGCCACCCCGUGGACCACGGUGAUGAUGCGCAACGUGCCCCUCUCGUACACGUGCGACUCGCUGAUCGAUCUGCUGGAGUCCAAGGGCUUCGCGAAGUGGUUUGACUUCGUGUACGUCCCCAUCAACUUCACCAAGUGUCUCGGCGUCGGGUACGCCUUUGUGAAUCUUACCACGCCGGAGCGCGCGGAGGAGUUCAUACUCGCAUUCGAGGGCUUCGAUGGCUGGGACUCGUCGUUCUCGAAGACGGCGUGCUCUAUGCACUGGAGCGUCUGCCAGGGCCUCAGUGAGAACAUCAGCCGCUAUCGAAACAGCCCCUUGAUGAGCGAGGACGUACCAGCGUUCUACAAGCCCGUCCUCUUGGAAGACGGCGUGCGAGUCCAGUUCCCGGGGCCCACGAAGCAAUUGCGCACCCUGAGGCGCCGCAAGGCCAAGGGAGAAGAGGGCGAGGAGUGA